UCAGCCCAGCUCACAAUGAAAAUAAGGACCAGUUCCAGUUCGGAGGCAGGCGGAGAGAUGGGACCAUUCCGAACGGGCUCCGGUUUGGGGCCAGGUGGCAAGACGGAAUAUUUCCGAUGUAUUUAUGCCCCAGAGCUUGGGAUAUAGUGGGUAGCAUUUCUAAAUUGGCAACUAACAUGAAAAACGGGAAGCGCAAAAGAUCACGAGACAGUGGCACGGGCAGAAAAACAGCAGCAGGUGUCUUUCAGAGCUGUAUCAUCUCCUCCUGACAGAAAGCUGGAACCUGCCUUCAGGGGCCUUGAUGGUAUCUCGCUCGUCUGGGAUCCCGAAAGGCCGCAGGAUGGAAGAAGAAGACAGUUGCCCCGGCCCUGGCCCUGGCCCUGGAGAGGCGCGGUACGGGUGUGACGUGUGCGGGAAGCAGUUUGCCUACACCUCCUCGCUGUCCCGGCACAAGAGCAGCCACACCGCUGGCACCUGGUUUGAGUGUGAGGACUGUGGCAAGGGCUUUGUCUACCUGGCCAAGCUCAACACGCACCGGCGUACCCAUGACAAGGCCCGCCUGUACGCCUGUGCGGACUGUGGGAAAGGAUACCUGCACCCCUCAGUGCUGGAGGCUCACCGACGCUCCCACACCGGAGAGCGGCCCUUUACCUGCCCGGUGUGUGGCAAAGGCUUUGCCCAGUCCUCUGCCCUGUGCUCCCACCGGCGGGUACACAGCGAGGAGCGCCCCUUUGGCUGCGGUGAGUGUGGGAAGAGGUUUAAGAGUGCCCAGUGUCUGAUGAAACACCAGCGGUUACACACUGGCGAGAGGCCGUUCGGCUGCCCGCUCUGUCUGAAGCGUUUUGUGAGCGCCGGGGGGCUACUGACCCACCAGCGGGUGCACACCGGCGAGCGCCCCUUCACCUGCUCACUCUGCAGCAAGAGCUUCGCCCACGCCUUCAGCCUGCGCACCCACCAGCGGGUACACACCGGCGAGCGCCCCUUCACCUGCUCCCUGUGUGGCAAGGGCUUCACCCAGUCAUUCAGCCUGCGCACCCACCAGCGGGUCCACACUGGCGAGCGCCCCUUCACCUGCCUGGAGUGCGGUAAGGGGUUCACCUACUCCUCCAGCCUGCUGGGGCACCGGCGGGUACACACAGGCGAGCGCCCCUUCACCUGCCCACACUGUGGAAAAGGCUUCACCUACCUGUCUAACCUGCAAGCCCAUCGCCGGCUCCACUCAGGGGAUAAGCCACUGGCACCCCCUGCCCCACUCCCUCCCACGGGUUAGAGGGGGGGGGGGGGGGGGAUGCUCCUGCUGUACAGCCAGUCAGUCCAUGUGUCCACACCUCCCUCAACUUUCUAAAUCACUGCCCCCAUUCAAGCCCCCACCCACCAGCCCCCUCCCCAUUGUCACUGGGUAACACACAAUCACAGAAUUCAGUCCAUCGUGCCAGCACCAAUUUCUAUCCCCCUCGUAUCUAACCUCCUGCACUUUUCCCCAACAUCCCUGUAUUCUAUUUCUGUCCAAAUACCCACCCCAUGCCCCUCUGGAAUGUCUCUGUUGAACCUCUCCCAUUUCCAGGUAAUUCAUUCCACACUCUUAACUGUUUGCUGGGUGGAAUGGAUUUCUUUUUCACAUCACCCUUUACUUAGUUUGGACUUCACCUUAACUCUGCUCCUUUCGUUCUUGUUCUUUUACGAUCAGGAGUAACUCUGCCGAGACCCCCCUCUCCUCACUUACAACUGAAGGGGAUGCUUGGGGACAAGAACUCACCACCAUUUGCGGAGACUGACCCGAUCACCCUCGACUCCCAUUUUCCGGCCUUUUCCCCUCCGUUCCCCUUCCUGAUUUAAAAAAAACCCUCUCUCUCAGCCUCGGCAGCCCUCUGCGGUGUUCCCUGCUGAGAGAAGGCAUUCCUCUGGAGAUUCUGUGGGGAAUGAAUGGAUUGGAGGUGUGGGGGAGAGCCCGGAGCCUGACCAAUCUAUCUAACCUGGCCCGACCUGUCCCACAGAGAGCAGAAUCCAAAGUGACGCACUCGCUCCUCUCCAGACCCCACUGAUCCAGAGUAGAACACAGGUCACCCUCCAUCCCGAGAGUCUGUCCCCCGAUAACACACAGCCUUCAGCAGUUACACCACUUUUACACAGGCUGUUAGGGGCAGUCCUGCUGGUGACACCCACAGGAGGACUUGAAAAAAAAUCAGCAUUCAUACUGCACAAGUGGCAGGGAAUGACCAUUUCCAACAAAGGAGAAUCACUUAGCCAUCACCCCAUUUUACCGUCACUGACACGCCCAUUAUCCAACAUCCUGGGGGUUACCAUUGACCAGAAACUGGCCUGGACCCAACCCUAGAUAAACACAGCGGCUGGGAAUCCUGCAGCGAGUAACUCCCCUCCUGACUCCCCAAAUCAUCAACAAGGUACCACCCUGGAAUGUGGCAGAGUACACCCCAGUUGCCCUGGAUGGGGGCAAUUCCGAUAACACUCAAGAAGCUCAACACCGAGCUGGAGGGCUGCUUUGCCCCUGGCCAAUUGGCACUACAUCCACCCACCGACACUCAGCAGCAGCAGCAGCAGCAGCAGUGUGUAACAUCGCCAAGGCAGAAAUGCACCAAGUCUCUUUCAACAGCACCUUCCACCAUGACCAGUUCCACCUUGGACAGGGCUAGCAGGUACAUGGGAACACCACCCUUUGCUAGUCCUACUCCAAGCCACUCCCCAUCCUGACUUGGAAAUAUAUUGGCCAUUCCUUCAGUGUGGCUAGGUCAGAAUCCGGGAAUUCCCUCCCUAAGGGUCUACCUACUGCAGUGGUUCAAGAAGGCAGCUCACCCCCACCACCUUCUCAAAGGCAGCUAGGGAGGGAGGAGUAACUGCUGGGCUCUGUUCCUGACACCCACAUUGGAAAUGAACCAGAACAUGUCUUGAACCUGGCAGUGUGGAUAUCGGUCGUGUCAGUUGUAGAAUUCUCCUGUGAGCUCCCUGUGUGACCGUCUGCAAACUGAAGUGAAGGGUUAAUAAUGUCACUGAGUCCUGGAGAAAUGACCGGGGUUCCUGUGAGUUUCAGUUUCUGGGACCCUGAAUCAUUAUGUUUAGCUUCAGACAGUUUGUGUGGGAUGUCCCAGCUGCUGACCCGGUCAGUGUCCGGAUUGUGACUGUGGGGAGUUGGAAUCCCUGCAGGACAGCGUUACACUUCAGCUAAUGGCCCACUGUCAAUAAAUUCUCUGUAACAAGCA
Hemiscyllium ocellatum (epaulette shark) is the source of this 3215-nucleotide messenger RNA. RefSeq names its product gastrula zinc finger protein XlCGF8.2DB-like. The record is from RefSeq and is a predicted model, not a curated record. The transcript is spliced from 2 exons. Gene Ontology annotation, biological process: regulation of transcription by RNA polymerase II. The coding region runs from base 302 to 1270 and encodes 322 amino acids. Gene Ontology annotation, molecular function: DNA-binding transcription factor activity; RNA polymerase II cis-regulatory region sequence-specific DNA binding. NCBI's taxonomy places the organism in Eukaryota, Metazoa, Chordata, Chondrichthyes, Orectolobiformes, Hemiscylliidae.